Molecule: messenger RNA, 931 nt
Organism: Vicia villosa (hairy vetch)
Lineage: Eukaryota; Viridiplantae; Streptophyta; Magnoliopsida; Fabales; Fabaceae
Product: ras-related protein RABE1c-like
Exons: 8
Coding region: 40-654 (204 amino acids)
Biological process (GO): protein secretion; regulation of exocytosis
Cellular component (GO): plasma membrane
Molecular function (GO): GTPase activity; GTP binding
Source: RefSeq, a predicted model, not a curated record
UUGAUUUAUUGCGAUUUCAUUCACUGAUUGAAAGUGUUGAUGGCUCUUCCAACUGAGGAUUACGAUUAUCUCCUAAAGGUUCUUUUGAUCGGCGAUAGUGGUGUUGGAAAGAGUUCCCUUCUUGUACGAUUCUCAGAAGGUUCUUUCAAUACUAGUUAUCUUCCAACUAUGGGCAUUGAUUAUAGGAACAAAAACAUAGAGAUGCAUGGAAAACGGAUCAAGCUCCAAAUUUGGGAUACUGCAGGUCAGGAGCGAUUCCGAACAAUUACAAGAGCUUAUUAUCGCGGUGCUAUGGGCAUAUUACUAGUCUAUGAUGUUACAAAUGAAUCUUCAUUUAACAAUAUUAGGAGUUGGAUGCUUAGCAUUGAGCAACAUGCUUCCGACAAUGUCAACAAAAUACUGGUUGGGAACAAAGCUGACAUGGAUAAUAGCAAAAGAGCCGUGCCUACUUCCAAGGGCCAAGCACUAGCCAACGAGUAUGGAAUCAAAUUCUUUGAAACAAGUGCAAAAACAAGUCGAAAUGUGGAAAAGGCUUUCUUUUCAAUUACAAGGGAUAUAAAACAAAGACUUGAUGACACUGGCUCUAUGAAAAUGCCGGCAAGAAUUAGUAUUAGUAUCAACGAACGUGCACAAAAGUCGACAUGCUGUAGUUGAGGAGGUAACAUUGGUGUUCAAGAUGAAGAAAGAAGGAGAAAAAUACAUGUAUGAUGAGAUUGAAGAUGUUUUUUAACCUUGUCAUUCUUUCAUAAUUUCUAAGUAGUUAGUUGAUCCGAAUGUAAAUGACAGUGUGAUUGUGUCAUUGCCCUUUUUCCUUGGGACAUAAUACACUAGUCAUUGAUUUUUGGGUUAAAUAAGUUUUUGGUCCCUAUAAAUAUUGCAGUUUUCAUUUUUAGUCCCUCCCUGCCUUUAGGCAACGGUUUUUACAAAAAAA